This is a messenger RNA of Westerdykella ornata, 1946 nucleotides long. RefSeq lists its product as uncharacterized. Gene Ontology annotation, molecular function: DNA-binding transcription factor activity. Bases 119 to 1750 code for a protein of 543 amino acids. The record is from RefSeq and is a predicted model, not a curated record. The transcript has 2 exons. NCBI's taxonomy places the organism in Eukaryota, Fungi, Ascomycota, Dothideomycetes, Pleosporales, Sporormiaceae.
GCUUGGGGAUUUGAGCUUCUGCUUGGAAGAACCAGCCGUGGAUUUGUUCGCCGUCCAGGAGACCUCAAGGGCGCCAUCCGAAGUAACAGCUGCAGAGUCGCAUCGGGUGUACGAGGAAAUGAUUCGUCAUCGCUUCCCCAAAGCUGACCCCCUUGCCAUAACUCAACAUGCAAGGAUGAACUGCUUCAGGUUCAUCACACUCCAGAGCCUGAGGCGAAAAGCGGAAGAAGAAGCUCCGAGGAGCGUACUGGAUGCAAUAGAGUCUUCACCACGGACAGUUACGCAAACUAUGUUCCACGACUCCGGACUCGGAAAGUCCGACCGACAUGAAGGCUCAAGUUUUGCGAAAGGAGAUGAAGUGACAUACACGAAAUUUUUGCCUAAGUUCCCUGAGGCGGGCGCCUUGGGUGAGCAUUUCGACUGCAGCGUUUGCUUCCGCAAAGUGCAAAUUCCAAACGAGAAUGCUUGGACUACGCAUGUCAUAGAAGACUUAUUACCAUACGCAUGUAUCUUCCCUGAUUGUCGUAAAUCCACGCAGCCUUUCCGCAACCGGAACCUGUGGGAAAUCCAUCUUCUGCAACGUUCCCACAGAACGAACAUGUGGUCACCAGAUAUGACAUGCAAGUUAUGUAACAAGAUUGUAAGCGGUGGUUACAGACCCCACAUCGCGCACGCAGAGAGCCAUCUUAUAGAGAUCGCUCUCUGUAUUUUACCUACGGAUGGCGACCCUGAUCCAAAAAAAUUUGAACAAGCCGGAGCAUAUCUGCCCGAAUACAAGGUUCGCGGAUCGUCCUACGCAUACGAAAGGGAACUACCAUCAGUGUCUUCCGAUCCGUCACAAGGCAAUGCCGAUUCUUCCAAGAGCGCUGCGCUGGAGAAAGCUUUUCCACAUGUACAACAUGGAGUUUCCAAUACGCGUGUAGCAACCGGCCAGCGUAACUUUGAGUCAAGGGAGAAGGUUGCACGACUAGUGUCAGAUGAGUGGGCAGCGAGCGAUAGCGAUUCAGUACCUUAUGGCAGAAUCAGAAAACGUCAGUCAGCAUCAGUUUCGCACCUUAAAGCAGCUAGACGUAGUCCCAGUCCCAGCAUUCACAGACGUGGGACCGAUCGAUCACAAAAAUACGAGAGGCCGAAGUCUGGGCCCUUUCUGUGCCCUUUAACUCUCUAUGGCUGCCAGCCAAGUUUCUUUUCGAAAAAUGAGUGGAAACGGCAUGUCGCCACUCAACAUAUCAACCUAGGCUUCUGGCGCUGUGACCUCUGCCCAAAGACUAUCUACACCGGCCAGUCUUCUUGGAACGACUUCAACCGCAAAGACUUGUUCCUGCAGCAUCUUCGUCGCAUGCACGCGCGUGCUCCCAGGGAUUCACCGGGCAAGGCUGUCGUCCCAGCGACUGAGGAGAAUUGGAACGACCAUGUAAAACGCUGUUAUCAGGAGCUGCGUACUUACCCAACUCAGGCCUCUUGUCCGUUCUGUGAUCGUAGCUUCACCGGACCGGAUUGCUGGGGAGAGCGCAUGGAACAUGUGAGCCGGCACAUGGAGCAGCACGCUACACUGAGUACCUCAGCUCUCGAUCCGAAACAGUGGAGAAGCGAUCCAGAGCUGGAAAAAUACCUCCUCAGAGAGGGUAUCAUCUCCCAAGGUGAAGAUGGAGAUUUGCGAUUGGGCGACGGUCGUCCGCUGCGGUCGGGAGUAGCUCACGGAGAUGGCGCUGAGAAAGGCACCGAAGGCGAUCCAGAUGACCAAGAAUAGCAUUACUCGCUUAUGUAAUUUGGAAGAGAGCAAGAACUUCGGGAUAGGGUUUCCGAAAGUAAUCGUAGCCUCAUGCGAGUACUGCGGUAAGAAGAGUUCCCCCUAGCUUGAACGUGAUGUGGAAGUUCAAUAGUUGGUGAACUCGAGUCGUCUUUGUCACUAACGCGGCGAAAUUCUAAAUAUGUACGUUAUGAUA